AACCUGACCUAUGAGAUCAUCCUGACUUUGGGACAGGCGUUUGAGGUAGCCUACCAACUGGCUCUGCAGGCCCAGCGCACCAAGCCCCACGGCGUCACCUCGGCAACGGGGUCAGAGGUCAUCGAGACCAAAUCCACACGGCCGGUGCCCAAGCCCCGGGGCAGCGUGCGGAAGUCGGCGAUGGAGCCCCUGGAGCUUGAGACUGACUCCCAAUCCCAAGGCAGCGCCACCUGGCUCGUGGACCAGAAGACAGACUCCAAGCGGACCAUCAGCACGAAGCACUAGCCCAAGGCAAACAGCAGCCAGCAUUCCUCCAAACUCCCCAGGAAGAAUCUGUGUGUCGUGUUUCUUCCACUCUCAUGCUUGAAAGUCCUUGUUGAUUAUUCUCAUGGCAGCUGUGCAGUCUUUUUUUUUUUUUUCCCCCCAUCUGGUGCUCUUCCUGUCUUAGCAGGCGUUGACCACUGUGAGGCGCUCUGAAGAACUGCUUUCCUCUCAAACCUCCCGAUUAGUGACUGGACAGGGGGAGGAGGGGGCAACGUGUGUGAUUCAGCACAACAGGGGAACUUUUUUUAUUAAGAUUUUUUUUAGAGAACUUGUCCCCUCUUGUUUUGUCCUCCUUGCACAAUUUCUGAAUCCUCUGUUUUGACUGUGGAAUAUACUUUCCGCCUCCUGCGACCUUUCCAAGUUGUUCUCGCAGAGAGAGAGAGAGAGACAGUCCUAGAAGAGGAAUUGAAUGAGCCUGCCUGGGACUGAUGUCUUCUUCUUGAUUGCAAACCCAGCUCUGUUUUUAAGUUUGCCUGGCUUAGACUGAGGCCAGCCUUUAAAAGAAUCUGGAGUUCAGCACUGUGAUUUGACCUGAAUCCUGGAUUUCCUCUAGUAGGAAGGGUGGGAAUGUUGCAGAAAACUUUUUAGAAAUGUGUAUCUUCACCACUUCAAUCAAUGCCAAGGAGCAGCAACAAAUAAGCAAACUAGAAGCCCGAUAAUGACCCAUAAACACUGUUACUGCCUCGAUCCUGCUCAUCACCUCACUGCUGAGCUUCUUACUGCAGCGGCUAAGUCCUCUCGAGCUGCAGCCAUGGAUGAAUAACCUGAUAGCAAGACGGGUCACGUCAAAACGAAACUGACUGCUAACGGAAACCGUUCCAUGUUGGUAAAGACGAGCGAGUCCACCAGCCUCUUAUUUGAACUUCAUGCAUCCACAGCGUGACUCAACACGCCCAGACUCCUCCUCCUGUUUCGUCCGAACGCACUGCGGCAUCCACUCUCCAUGUUCACGUUCCAGGAGAGGUUCACAAAGCGUCGGCUUGUGCUCAAUGCGAGACGUUUCCUGGACACCACAGUGCAGCGUAUUCUAGCUUUAAGUUGUAUAGCAGCGACUGAGAAAAGAUGGGUGCGGUGGAAAAUCGAUUGAACAAAAGGGUGAUGAUUGUUGUUUUAGGCUUUAGUUUUUCAUUCUGUCUGCGGGGUGCCUAAAGACGAACAGGAGGCCUUCUCUGAACACUGUCGCAUGUGUGUCGGGGUGACCUGGGUGGUGACACGCGCCCCAGCUUCCCCGCUGGCUGCUGUCGGCUUGUCAAGUCUUCGGUCUGGUCAGCUCUUUGUGCUCCCAGAAGGCCGUCCUGCCUUGUCGAGGAGCUACACGUGGAUGUGUCAGAGGUCAAAGAGUACACGUGUAGGAUGUUGGGUGAGCCAGGCACUAAACUAUAAAGUGGGCCAAAACUAUCCAGUGCUCCUGAACGUCAGUAGACACAGAACUGCGGCAGUGACAGCGGGGGUUGAAUCUGUGAGGGGGCUCUAUGCUUCAGGAUUAUAUCAUAACCAUCCUGAUUUGCAUCACUCCAUCCUUCUCUGGUUGACCAGGCCGGAGUUUCUGUAGCCUGCCUUCAUGCCUUCACCCCCUAACAAAGAGCGGCCGCUUCAAGUCAGCUGCAUCUAGGGCAGCUUGACGUGAGGUCAGAGGUCAUCAGCUUUCACUCACAUAAUCCCCGAGUGUGUGUUAGGCAGCUUCUCAUUUAGUUGCUGGUUAAAGAUGGCACGCAGUAUCUUUUUUUUUUGUUAACAGGCGAAAGUUUAAAAGUAACAGAUGACCUAUCAAGGACAAUCCAGGUUUGAUGUUUUUUCUGGGGAGCUAAUUGUUUUGAGUCCGCUUAGCUGCCACUUGCAUUCACAGAACGUUGUAAAUCCAGUCAGAAAAAGAUUGUGCUUCACGGAUGGUGUCUGAAAUGAGUUCUCACCCAGGGGUGUGCAGUUCGAGAUGGCUAACUUGAAAGACUCGGUACUUCCCUCUAUCAGAUGCUUCUUUUUUGAUGUUUUAGAUCCUCAGUCCCUUUUUACUCCGGUAGAGCUGUUUUUCUCAUGCCAUUUUAUGAAGUAGUCACCACGGCUGACUGAAAAAGAUUCUUUCGUCUUGACCCCAGAGAAAUAGUUUUAGUCAAGCCUGCAGCUGUCCUCACUGGUUCUGUUUAAGGAAGGCAUUGCCUUUGCAUUAUUAAGUGAACCUGUGGAUUGGAAACAAUAACAAAACCCUGAAGCUGCUAUUAAGAGUCUUUAUUCACACACUGAAAGUCCUGGCCUUCAGCAUCCAAGUCCUGCUGGCCUUUCCUCGCCUCUUGGUGUUAAAUUAAGGGUUAGCUGCAAUCACUGGGAAGACAGAAUAUCACAUUGUUUCCAGGAGCCAUGAUGCCUUCUGUAGGCUCCUGUUCUCCAGGGCCUUUCCUGAAAUCACCUGCAGGUCAGAGACCUGGUUAUUUGAACCUUGAACCUUUUGACCAGAGAAGUAUAGUUAACCGCGUACAGGAAGUCAGCUGCUUUAAAUGUCUUAGAUGUCCCCCUAAGCUCUAUGAUCGCAGGUUCGAGCCUGGGUCAUGUGACAAGCGAUUUCUCCAAGCGGUAGCGCACCACCCAGGCAUUAAACAACCAGGCCUCUUUCAGAUGUGCUUGCAGCCGUGUGGUGCUGUCAGUGAGAGACAUGUCUCUCCUCCAAUCAGCACUGCUCCUCCUAUACAGGGCGGGGCUGACUGUGAUGUGUUCAAAGAUGAUUGGCUCAGGUCGGAGGAGUAUGUCUAAACGGCCUCAUUCUCCCUGUGUGCGGUUGUGGGGUUCAUAGCUGUGGGCCUAGAUGUGAAAAACACACAAAAUUGAUAUACUAAAAACACCUGACAAAUUACCGACACCAUUCUAUAUCCGAGGCUCACAUUUUCCCACUUUGGAGCUUCUGUCUUGGGCUUGACACCGACCGGGGGUUUACAGUUGCGUUGGCAAGCUGUCUCCAGUUCUCCCGUGUCCUGUUUUUCCCGUUUGUUGGCUGCCUCUUCACGCUCUGCCAGUUAAGUUGUUGACGUUGUCUCUGCUUCAGAUUUCAUUUGUUUCCUCUAAUCCACUCUUACCUGGCAAGUAUCGCAAAAAUAAUUUAAGUUCGUAGCGAUGUCGUUUAUCCCCCCAAAUCCGGCGACACCAGGCUCUGAGGGCCGUUCUCUGUGAUUUGGUAGCCACAGGUAUCUCCCCGCUUUGAUUCUUGGGCCUCCUGUGCGCGCUAGUGGCUGUGUUUCUGACGGUCCUGUUGCUCACGAGCUCUCGCUGUGUCUCCCUUCAUGUAGCUGAGCCCCGGGGUUCACAUGCGGAGACGAAGCUGAGGCUCCAGAGCGAGGGAGAGGCCGACGGGCAUGGGGGUGUGGGGGGGGGGCGAGAGGGAGUCGGUGGCGUGCUCCAGUAUUAGAAGGCCUUCUCCCCUUACGCCACCGCCAGACCAACCCCACACCCACAAACUCACAGGCACUGUCAGGAUGUCAAGACGAACCCCUCCCCCCUCUCUCUCCACCGCCGCCCAGAAUGAGAAGGGGACUCCUGUUCUUCCUCCUUUGCCCUGUAGGGGUCAGUGCUGUCACUCGGUUAGAGGGUCCUGGGAAUCUGUGUCUUCGUGGUUCCUGAGCUGGGUGCUUCUGCGGAAAUCUUUAGCUACGCCGAGACCGCUUCAUGCUGCAGAGUCUCUGCCUCUUCAGGGCAUUGUUGUUUCUUGCAAAGUGAAUUGGUUGUAAUUUUAUUUUUGUUUGAAUGUGUCUACCGGAGCGAGGAUUAGGAUUAUACUAGCAUAGCAAAGGUUUGUCCUGCUGCUUCAACAAUCUUCCAUUAUUUAGCUGAGUUACGUGCCAAAGUAUGCUGCAUACGUUCAUUUUUUUAUCUCCAAGUAGACUUACUACGGUGUAUGAGGCCUUUCCAAGUGGUAAGACCCAUCUUGUCUUCCUGUAGGGUUCCCUCCUCAAGCUCUUGCCAGCUCUGUGUUUGGACAUAUUUCCUAAUUCUCUUGUGGAGGUGUGGGUGUCUGUUGCAUUGUGUAAUGUCAGGCCCCUCUGUGUGCUGACAGACCCACCAGGUUUCAUCCAGAAGAGGCCAACUGAGUUGA
Messenger RNA from Lepisosteus oculatus (spotted gar), 4399 nucleotides. Lineage: Eukaryota; Metazoa; Chordata; Actinopteri; Semionotiformes; Lepisosteidae. The record is from RefSeq and is a predicted model, not a curated record.